This is a messenger RNA of Cajanus cajan (pigeon pea), 395 nucleotides long. NCBI's taxonomy places the organism in Eukaryota, Viridiplantae, Streptophyta, Magnoliopsida, Fabales, Fabaceae. The record is from RefSeq and is a predicted model, not a curated record.
UUUCAGGAUCCAAUAAUUCAACCUUUGGUUGAGCAAGAUUCUAAAACUCUCCAACAGUUGCUUACAGAGAUACCCUCUUGGAUUAAAAAUCCAGACUUUGACCGUCUUGAUUGGCUUAAUAAAUUUAUUGAGCAUAUGUGGCCUUAUCUGGACAAGGCAAUUUGCAAGACUGCAAGGAGUAUAGCAAAGCCCAUUAUUGCUGAGCAAAUUCCGAAGUACAAAAUUGAUUCAGUUGAAUUUGAAGAACUUAACUUGGGUUCUCUGCCACCAACUUUUCAAGGUUGAUCUCUCUCUCUCUUCCACACUCACAUGAGCAUUAAGUAUGUGAAGCUGCUAUUGUGUAAGACUCAUUUUUUUUAUCAUGACCCCAUUGCUUAAACAAGUAUAUUUUUAAU